This is a messenger RNA of Arvicanthis niloticus (Nile rat), 4687 nucleotides long. NCBI's taxonomy places the organism in Eukaryota, Metazoa, Chordata, Mammalia, Rodentia, Muridae. The record is from RefSeq and is a predicted model, not a curated record.
GAAACAGGAGGAAUGUGAGGUGAAGCCUUGUAAGUUGGGACACUGAGCCCAGAUCUGCCUCUGCCUUGGGAGUGGAACCUUAUUGCAAGACAAGCCAAGAACCGCUGGACCACCAGAGCCACCUAGGAUGGAACCUGCAAUCGAGAUUAGCAUCUAAACAGCUACUCCUGUCCAAACUAGGGGGCGAAGGGCUUGGAAAGUAGAAAAUGCUAGGUCUGAGCAAAGCGAGAGGAGAGAACAAGACCAGUAACACACAGAGCUCUGUGUAUUCAGAGGGAAGUUGGCAGGGUUGUGCCCGGGCAGAGAAACUCCGAGUGGUACAAAGGGACGUGCCCGGAGUGGAGAAAUCAUGCUAAUUGUGUGCGCCAGAGCUGGAGAACGCCACCGAAAAUGAAGAGAGAAAGGGGAACCCUGUCAAGAGCCUCCAGGGCCCUGCGCCUCUCUCCUUUUGUCUACCUGCUUCUCAUCCAGCCAGUCCCCUUGGAGGGGGUGAACAUCACCAGCCCAGUACGUCUGAUCCACGGCACAGUGGGGAAGUCGGCCCUGCUUUCCGUGCAGUACAGUAGCACCAGCAGCGACAAGCCCGUGGUGAAGUGGCAGCUGAAGCGUGACAAGCCAGUGACCGUGGUGCAGUCUAUAGGCACAGAGGUCAUUGGCACUCUGCGGCCUGACUAUCGAGACCGCAUCCGGCUCUUUGAAAAUGGCUCCUUGCUUCUCAGCGACCUGCAGCUGGCGGAUGAGGGAACCUAUGAAGUGGAGAUCUCCAUCACUGAUGAUACCUUCACUGGGGAGAAGACCAUCAACCUCACUGUGGACGUGCCCAUUUCAAGGCCGCAGGUGUUAGUGGCUUCAACCACUGUGCUGGAGCUUAGUGAGGCCUUCACCCUCAACUGCUCCCAUGAGAAUGGCACCAAGCCUAGCUACACCUGGCUGAAGGAUGGCAAACCCCUCCUCAAUGACUCCCGAAUGCUCCUGUCCCCUGACCAAAAGGUGCUCACCAUCACCCGAGUGCUCAUGGAAGAUGAUGACCUGUACAGCUGUGUGGUGGAGAACCCUAUCAGCCAGGUCCGCAGCUUGCCUGUCAAGAUCACCGUGUAUAGAAGAAGCUCCCUCUAUAUCAUCCUGUCUACAGGAGGCAUCUUCCUCCUUGUGACCCUGGUGACAGUCUGUGCCUGCUGGAAACCCUCAAAAAAGUCUAGGAAGAAGAGGAAGUUGGAGAAACAAAACUCUUUGGAAUACAUGGACCAGAAUGACGACCGACUAAAAUCAGAAGCAGACACCCUACCCCGAAGUGGAGAACAGGAACGGAAGAACCCAAUGGCACUCUAUAUCCUGAAGGAAAAGGACUCCUCAGAGGCAGAUGAAAAUCCCGCUGCAGAGCCACGGAGCACCACAGAACCCGGCCCUCCUGGCUACUCUGUGUCGCCUCCUGUGCCGGGACGCUCUCCGGGGCUCCCCAUCCGCUCAGCCCGUCGCUACCCGCGCUCCCCAGUGCGCUCCCCCGCCACCGGCCGGACGCACACGUCGCCACCGCGGGCCCCGAGCUCGCCCGGCCACUCACGCAGCUCCUCGCGCUCACUGCGGACUGCUGGCGUGCACCGAAUCCGGGAGCAGGAUGAGGCUGGGCAGGUGGAGAUCAGUGCCUGAGCCUCCUCGGGAGCCCGCUGCGGUUGCCCACGGUGUGCUGUCCGCGGCCGGGUGGAGGCUAAGAAGUCCCGGUGUCUCUGGCCAGGGGUGAGGGGAGAUCGUGGCCGGAUCCCCGCUUAGGGUGCACACGCGUGUGAGCUUGCACAAAUGGGUGGAGCGCUGAUCUUGGUGUUAAACCCGGUUGCAUGUGCGCUGGGUUUACUGGCUGUGUUCUCAGUGGGUAUGAGCUGUGCCCUCUUAGGACUAACUAGAUUAUUAAAUUUCUGGCCCAAUCCCUAAAGAAUUUUAUGGAAACUAACAGUAAUUUUACCCAGUGAGAUGAUCCUAUGAGCCCCCUGGAAGCGUUUAUGCUUCCCAUUCACCUUCCAACCCAAUAUGCCUCCGAUCCCUAAAGUUUGCAAUAGUUUUUCCCCCAACUUACCCCCGAACGCACACUGUCCUAAAACUAAAGACAAAUCUGAUGCUGGUUUCUGGGUGCACAGGACCUGUUCUGAUCACAAAGGAGUCGUUGUCUUAAGGACCUUUUCUGGACACCUGCUUCCCCAUCUCUCCAGGUGGUGAGCAUGAACCCCAGGUGCAUUCCUAAGACCCUGGGAACUUGGGACUAAUAAGGACAAAAAAAUAUCAGGCUCCCAGUGCUUGGUGGCCUCCAGUGGCCACCCCAUAAGUGUGCUGUACUGGUUUUCCUUCCGGUCUGUGUUCAUGAGAAUGUAGGUGGGCUUGUUCCUAUAGAGACUUGCAUGCCCACUCACUGCUCACCCAGCAAACUACACCUGACAUGGAUCUGGUUUUCACCAUUCACGCUCUUCUUCCUGACUGUUGCUAUACAAAACAAGCUUUCAAUCAUCCCAGGAAGGUUGAGAAGCUUCCUUGAGCUGUAAGAAAAAUAAGAUUCUACUCUCCAGAGAAACAUGGAAAGAGGAAGAAGCUUAACAUGCCCCCAACAUGUUAAAGCCACGAUGACCCACCCCCUAGCCUAUUGCUUUUUACCUGCCGUGGUUCUAGAUGCUCAGAACCCAGGACAGUGGACAGAGCCAGCUCCCUUAUCUGUACUAAAGUCAGAAGACAAAGAGGCUGGGCCAAUCCUAAGCUAUCACCUCUUCGUGCUUUUUAAAAAAAAAAAAAAAAAAAAAAAAAAAAAAAGGAAAUAGUGUACCUGUAUGAAAGACAAGAAGAUGCUGAUGCCCCUGAUGCCCCCAGGUACCCUUUCGUCUCUUGUCCCUCCUCAACUUCUAACCUGCAUCUUUGUUUCUGCAUCAUCUCAUGAACAACUUCCAAGAAGACCCCGUAUCCAUUACCUCCACACCAAAACACACUUUGCCCCAGCCCUGCAAGCACCAAGAUUUCUAGUUUGCCUGCAUCCCCUCACCCCACCAGUAUGAUUCUCAGUUCCCCCAUCCUGAUGUCCUUCUACCUGCUCAUGGGGCAGGUGUGUCUGCAGCUCUCCUUACUUAGCCAGAACCCACAAUCCAUUAACGUUCCCAGGUGCCUCAUCCACCAUAAAAUAGUGCACGUAGGUGUUAGCGCAGGCAGGUUAGGAGAAGUAAGACGUGGAGGACAACCUGUUGCUCAGCCUUGAGAUACAGGAGUGAGGGAUAGGGUGCAGUGAGAGCAUGCCACACCCUGGUGCUGAAUCCCAGCCGCCCUGGCUUCCCAGAUUCAAGCCAAAUUUGCCUUAAAUCGGGGGUAAGUAAGGAAGUGUUUUUUUUUUUUUUUAAUUUUUGUUUUGCUUUGUUUUGAUCUUCAUCUUUGUAUUCACUUGGCAUCUAGCAGAGUGCAUAGCACGAGCUGGAUGCUCAAUAAACUUUUGAUGAAAUCAGAUAAUUUUAUUUCCACAUAAGCAAACAGAACAGAUGAACAACCUGAAUGUAGACGUUAUCUCCUUUUUCUUUCUCUUUCUCUUUUACUUUCCUUUACUGCCUUAGCUUUCUUUCCAUAUUGCACAUCAUCCAUUCACAAGCCAUCACACCCAUUCAUUCAUUCGUUUAUGUGUUCUCUUAGUUACUAAACAUUCAUUUGUGUACCAUUGACUAUAUGUCAGACACAGGAUAAAGAUGUAAUUAUGUUGCAACUUCUACUCAGAAAACAAUCUCACAGAGGAAGACAGUAAGUGAACAGAUUAUUAUAGUACAAUGUGUAAGAGCAAUAACAGAAAUAGAUACAAUUUAAGGUAUUCAGGGAACAAAAAUCAGGGGUUACAAAAGGACACAUUCCAAGGAGAAGGAGAAGCAUGUACAAAAAGUCUUGUGGGGGCAAUACACAUAGGGAAUUGAGAAUACUGAGUCCUUGAUGUGGGUGAAGCAUACAGGAGAAUGUGUAGGGUAGGAAGUGAGGGAAGCUCAGUAGGCCUCUGGGAGCUCAGAUGCUGUAUUUUGUGGAGAAAGAUGGGUUGAAGUAUAGGUGGAAAGGCCAUCACACAGCCAAAGAAGGGGCUUUCAAGAAUGAUGAGACAGAUGUGACAGUGUGUGUCUAUAAUCUCAGUGCUUGGAUAGCUGAACCAGGAGGACCUCAAGGUCAAGACCAGUUGAAGCCCAAGGUGAUGCCCUGUCUCAAAGAAACCAAAGGGGUAGAGUGGGGUGAUAGAGCAGCCAGGACCUUAGAGGACUUCAAGUAUGAAAAAGAAUUCAAAGUAAAGAUUAGGGGUUGACGUGUAGCUCUAUGAUAUGGUGCUUGCCUAGCGUUUAAUCCCUAGGAAAGAAGAUAAGUCCCUAAAUUUAAUCCUCAGGAAAGAAGAAAAAAGAAUCAUAAAAGAAAAAAAAAACACAUUAAAUUUGGCAACAAGGGUGCAUAAGGAGUGCUAGUCGUUGUGAGCAGGAGUUAAAGACAGAUUGCAGUAGGUGAGUCAUGACUAACCCAGCUGAGACUGGAUACUUGAGUAUCCAACUUUUGGGUAUUCCAAAGUUCUUCCUGUUUCAGAACAGCCUGAUCCUCCCUGAGUGCACUAUAUUUAGUUUAUAUUACUAGGAGAAGUUUCCAGGGAACCGGCAACAAAAUAAAAUCCAGACAAAUCCAGAGUGCUUUAGUACUAAUAAAAUAGAAA